This is a messenger RNA of Rhipicephalus microplus (southern cattle tick), 6511 nucleotides long. Its product is annotated as Ubr3 ubiquitin ligase. Gene Ontology annotation, cellular component: ubiquitin ligase complex; cytoplasm. Lineage: Eukaryota; Metazoa; Arthropoda; Arachnida; Ixodida; Ixodidae. The record is from RefSeq and is a predicted model, not a curated record. Gene Ontology annotation, molecular function: ubiquitin protein ligase activity; zinc ion binding. Gene Ontology annotation, biological process: protein ubiquitination; ubiquitin-dependent protein catabolic process via the N-end rule pathway.
UGGCAACUCUGGAUGGCAAAUGGAAAUGUAAAAUGGCCGCCGAAGUGUUAAUUAAGAAGGGAAAGAAAGGAGCGGCUGCAUAUUUUCAAUCAGAAUGCGCAAGAACAAACAACCCGAGGCAGCUGAACGAACUGCUGGACAUCAUUCUGGACCCUCGCAAGCCCAUCGACAUAUGGGACACUAUAGACUGGUGCAAAUGGCUCAUGGCCGGAGGCAAGACCCCCGACGAGUUCUCCCAGACAGUGCGGCGGUACGACAAUGCCACCACGUGUGGCCUGGUGUGGACAGCGAACUUUGUGGCGUACCGGUGCCGCACGUGCGGCAUCUCGCCCUGCAUGUCUCUGUGUGCCGAAUGCUUCCAGCAGGGCAACCACCAGGGCCACGACUUCAACAUGUUUCGCAGUCAGGCGGGGGGUGCUUGCGACUGCGGGGACGCCAGUGUCAUGCGCGAGGAUGGGUUCUGCCACCGGCAUGGUCCCAAGGCACAAGUUGGCAAGCCACCAGCACCUCCGGAUUUGCUCUGUGUGGCAGAGUCCAUGAUGCCUCGUGUCAUUUUGCGCCUUGUCCAGCACCUGCGUGAGCACAGCAACAGUGUCGAUGCCGGAGCCGUGGGCCAGAAGGCAGUGCAAGAGGCAGAUGGCUUCCUGACCAUGCUUCAUCAGCUGAGCGAGAUGGGUGCUGUCAUGCGACAAGUGAUGACUCACGCACUCACCAACCCCCUCAGCUACCGAACACUCACCUGCAGUGCUGCCAAUGACGUGGAGGAUGAAGAGAAGGCAAAGUUUCUAAAGCACAACUAUGAGUGCUACGAGGAGGCCAAGCGUCGCCUGCAGAACUGGGAGUGUCCACCUGAGUACCAAGAAAUCGCGGCACUACAGCCUGUCCUGAUACACCGCAGCUUCUUGGAGGAGCUGGUGUUCUGGAUGGUCAAGUUUGAGUUCCCGCAGAAGCUAGUCUGCUUCCUGCUCAACAUGCUGCCCGACAUAACCUACAAGGAUUCAUUCACGCAGACCUUCGUGCAACACUACAGUCGCAUCAGUUACAUGCUGACGCAGUCGACGGACUCUGAGACCCUGUCUAACCGGGUGGUGCAUGUGAGCGUGCAGUUGUUCUCCAACGAGGCGCUGUCGCUGCGCAUGACACGCAGGGCCCACCUGCUUCACAUCAUGGUGAUAAGCCUGCGUGCCAUGAUGUCCCUCAUCUUGCAGCCCAGCACCCUACAAGAGAACGAGCGCAACUUCCACUAUGUGGUCAAUUGUGGCCAUCGCAUUGCUAAGGACCACUGCUACUGGCCCCUGGUGAGCGACCUGAACAACAUCCUCACCCACCGGCCAGUUGCCAUGGAGUUCCUCAAUGACACUCGCCUCCUCGACAUGUGGUUCUCUCUGCUUUCCAUGUUUCAAGGCAUGAAUGUCAACCAGCGAGAGCUGACACAGCACGUGGAGUUCGAGCCCAACACCUACUAUGCAGCCUUCUCAGCUGAACUGGAGGCUUCGGCGACGCCCCUCUGGGCUCUCAUCUCGCACCUCAAAAAUGAGGAAACCUUACCUCUGUCUAAGAACGUCCUCGAAAGGUGUCUCACGGCACUAGAGGAUUUCUUUGACAGCAUUGGCUUCAAGAAGGACGAUACGCCCAACCCGUACCAGGUGUCAUUCCACUUGCCCCUGCACCGGUACUACGCAGUGUUCUUGUGCCAGGCGGUGACGAGGCAAGGGGCCACGCUGGUCGAGCUCCUACCAGACACGGAUGUUUUGAUGACCCUAAUGGCACACCCUCUGCAGGCCAUGGUGUCGUUCCAUGAAAUCCUUUGCGGCCUCUGGGCACGCAAUGGGCUGCAGAUCAAGGGGCAAGCCAUGACGUACAUUCAGUGCCACUUCUGCAACUCUAUGGUGGAUGCCGAUCUCUUUCUGCUCCAGCUGUGUGCCACCCAUCUCGAUCCGGACUGGUUUAUUUCCACUGUCUUCCAAAGGUUCCACGUUUGGGAGUGGCUGUCGCUGUCGCCCAAUCGAACCAACUCUUUUCUGGAGCCGGACAAGGUGUUGCCCAUGCUGGAGGCUGCGCUCACCUUUCUUGCCAUGCUCUUCAGCGUCCGCACCAACCUGGGCAUGAGUGAGGCAGAGGUGACUCGGCAGGAGAUGGUGAGCCUGCUGUGCAUGGGUGACCGCACGCACUCCCAGCUGAUGGACCUGCUGCCCGAGAAGUGUGGCACCAGUGCCCACAGCCGGGACUUCGAGGCCUUCCUCGAGGAAGUAGCGCUCUACAAGCAACCAAACUUUGAGGCUGGAGGCAACCUGCUGCAAGGAAUGUAUGUGCCUCGAGGUUCAGUGUGGGAGCGGGAGUACGAUCCAGUGCACGUCCUGCUGCGUGCUGUGCAUCGCAAGGACUAUCAGGCAUCCAUGGACCGAUACACGCACUUCAUGCGCCAGAAUGGUCGGCUCAAGGGAAGUGCCACGCCCUGGCCCCCAUUCCGGCUGCCUCGCAAUGUGCACCCGGAGCUGGUGGACCCCCGCAAAUUGCUGCAGUGCAAGACUAUGCAGGCUGCUCUGUUCAUCAUCCUGUACAAGGCGCUCAAAGACCCAGAGGUUCCGGAGCAGGUUCUGGCACUUGCUGUUUACCUGCUGGAGAUGGCCCUGCAGUUCCAUCCGCACUCUUUGUCCCAGAAAGAUGAAUUGACUUCAGUGGCCGAGGUGACGGACUUGUCAUUGUUGGAGUGGUUUCCGGAGACAUGUGUGGUACAGAAUGCACUGCGCACGAUUAAGACUGUGCUGCUGCCCGACGGCCUAGCACUUGCUCCGACUGGCGUCGACGAUAUGGAGGUCGACCAGGAUCCCGACGAAUUUCUCGAGGUGGCUGAAGAUGCGCUUGCUUUCUUGUUCCCAUCGGCCAGUGGCAACUAUCCAGAGCUUACGGCUGGCACGGAGACAAAUGAAGCAGGCAUCAAUGCCCUUCAGCUACCACCAUCGGGCCAGCAGUUGGCUCUGCCCCCCUCCUCGCCAACCCCAGAAACCGGUGCGCUGGUUCCCGUGAACCCGGAAGCUGGCACAGUAGUGCCUGCCUUCUACAGUGGUCCACCGCCGUCCUUCUACGCCCAACCCUUGGCGGGUCCUUCUAUGCCCAACCCUUCCCCACCAGCCCUGCCUGCACCGAACAGUACAGCUGCUGCAGAGCCAGACACUAGCACCUCCCUAGUACCCACUGCCACUGGCGGUGGUGCCACAGCGGGGUCAUCUGUUGACCAGGCUGCUGGCCACUCGGGGGCUCUCGUGCCUUCGUCAUCCACCCUGGUUCCCACCACGCAUGGACCAAUGGGCAAUGUGCCCAGCGAUGCGCUCGUGCGUCAUCACGGCACUGCCGGUAUGUCUCAGCGUAGUUUAGCUGGCCCCGGUGGGGCCUUAGUUCCUUCACCGAGGUUUCCAACAGCACUGUGGGGUCGUGUUGCACGCCCCCUACCCUCCUCCGAAGGGGGUGCCACUGGUGCGGCAGCGAGCAGUUCCGUAGGUGCACUCGUGCCACUGGGGCGAGGCCUAGCUCAGCUGAGCCGGCGCCUUCGGUCCCACGGAUUCCGGUCAAAGUCUGGGAGCGGUGAACUGAGUGACGGAAGCGGCAGCAGUCACCCUCAACUGCCCACCUGCACACCUCGCCACGAGCUUGAGGGCGGCACAGCCUUGAAGGCCCUCCCUCCUUCGGAUGCGCCACGGCCAGUUGCAGAUGUAGACGAGAGCAUAGUGUCCCUGCUGCUCAAACUGCACUCGAAGCUGUCAGGCCAGCCGGACUCGUACCGGCUGCCAGACAAAGACAAAGGCGGCCCCACUCCCGAGGAGCAGGAGAGAGACCGGAUUGGUGCGGGGCCCCACUUCCUGGGCCUUUUGCUCGACAAACUUGUCCGGCUGACGCGUACUGCCGACCUGGAGUCGCCCAUCGAAGAAGUGCGGCGGCGCAUCUGGCCACCCCAGCCGUGUGGUGGCGAGGGAAACUCGGCCACUUCGAGCACUUCAGUCGCAGCCCGGGAGGCAACCGACCGCGAGGAAAGAAGACGUAGAGCGAAGGAGCGACAAAUGAAGCUCAUGGCAGAGUUUGCCAGCCGACAAAAGUCUUUCCUCAAGAAAGCCAUGGAGAUUGAAACCGAGGAGCUGGACAUGACUGAGCAACUGUCAGAGCCCGAACCAAUGGUGUCGGUUUCCAAGGAGUACGAGUGCGUCAUCUGCAGCCAGACAUCGCCUUCCACGGUGACACGGCCUGUAGGCAUGGUGGUACUGCUGCAGGCAACUAGUGUGAUGGGCCACGCUAGGGAGGAAGAGGAUGUGGACCGCAAGCUUCCCUGCUCAGACGAGGAACGCCUGCCAUUGCUUCAGGAUGCCAGUCGAUCGGCCUACAUGAAAAAGCGUUUUGAGGCCCUCACCAUGCACUUUGAUGACUUUCCACUGUCACAGUCGGUGAACAUAGGCUGGGAGGGUGGAGUACAUGUGCAGACGUGUGGCCAUUACCUCCAUCUGGACUGCCACAAGUCCUACAUGCUGUCCCAAAGGAGUCAACAAAGCCAGCGGUUGCAGACUGUUGCAGUUGAGCGAGGAGAGUACUGGUGCCCGCUGUGCAGACAACUUGCAAACUCUGUUCUUCCGCUGCACCCUGAGGAUCCUCGAGGUGCACUGGUGCGCAAAGGAUGUACACCCAAUGCUCAACUGUUGCAAGACCUGUCUGCAAUGCUUUCACAUAAGCCCAUGGUUGAGGAGCUGUCGAUAAAAGAAAUGCGGCCCUUCAUGGAGGACCUUACCAACGCAACAUUCAGUCAGUAUCGGACUAUCUCGUGUUUGCCCAACUCACAUGGUCUGGUGCUCUUUCUCUGCUCCAUCGCCAGGACAAACUUGGAGGCGGAGAUAGUGCUAAGGAAAGGAAACCUCUGCUUACCCCAACCUCAGCAAGUCAAGAAGCAGUCAUGUUUCUUGCCUUUGUUCCGGGUAUUGGCAUUACACGCAGACCGGUGGAUGGAGCGACGGCAAGCACCCUUUUGGUCGCAACUCACUGGCAUGGUGCUCACUGACAACCUUACCAGCUUGAUGCCUGUGGAAAGGAAAGUACCGGUGUUCGUGUGUGACCCCGCAGCUGUGCUGUUGGAGCUCGUGCUGGCCUUGCCUCUGGACCUUGAAAAAGCGUACUACACAUGUCUGGUACGGUCACUGUAUGCAAUCAACUACGUCCAGUCCUUGGUGCAGAUCAGCUGCAGCCUCGGUCACAUGGCACGGACCCAGUUCAAGCAGAAAACCCUCGGUUCUCCAAAUUCCCUGGAAUCCGCAGACUCCGUGCUCGGCCUUCUGGUGGAGCAGCUGGAGCAGGGCAACCUGUACAUUGACGACGAAGACAUGGACGCACAAGUGCGACAGAAAAGCCAACAGCUGUCGGGGCCCCUGCUGGAGAAGCAAGUGGUGGCCAUGUGCGGACCAUUCCUGCGAGUUGCCGCCCUGCUGCAGUCACACCUCUUUGAGGAGAAGCUGCCCACCACUGCGGAUCCCACAGAUGAGCUGGCCGCACUCUGCCUCUUCCUGGGGCUCGGCCAUGAGGGUCAGUCUGCGCAUGUGUCGACAGCGGGCGUUUCCUGGGUCACCGAGAGCCCCCAAGCACUCGUGCGCUCUUGGUGCCGCGAGUUCAACGAGUUUGCUGGCGUAGUUCCAGUUGCUGCGAGGAGCUUGGUGUCGGUGCGGUGGAAUUGGGCCCAGCCACGGCUGCUGUCACUGCCGGGCCGCUAUGACGACCUCUUCCAGUACUACCACAGCCGGGCAUGCAGCAAUUGCCACAACGUGCCCAAAGACCCAUCCGUGUGCCUCGUGUGUGGCACGCUGGUCUGCCUGCGUGAAAGCUGCUGUCGCCAGCAGGCGCACUUCGAAGCCGUGCAUCACUCCAUUAACUGUGGUGCGGGCACGGCCAUCUACUUGGCGGUGAACUCGUCAACGGUGAUUGUGAUACGAGGCAAGCGGGCCUGCCUCUGGGGCUCCGUCUACCUUGACAGCUUCGGGGAAGAAGACAGGGACCUCAAGCGAGGGAAGCCACUCUACUUGAGCGUGGAGCGGUACCAGCUGCUGCAGCAGCAGUGGACGACGCACUCCUUCGACCACACUUCGCGACGCUGGGUGUGGCACAAGGACAACCUCUGAUGCGCCCACCCCCUUUCGUCGGCAUCACCUUCUGCACCUGCACCUGGCCGCGUCCAGGACGCUGUUGGCCAGCGGCGGUGCCAUCGUUCUCCUAGGCUUGUUUCACUGAUGCCUGGACACUGUGGGUGCUGCGGCCGUCACUUCUAUCUGCCUUUUUCCUCACCGCACUAUACAUAUGUACAGGCGAAGUUCUGCCGCGGCAGCGGAGAAUGGCGCGUAGGAUUUUCUUCUUUUUCUUUUUUUGUGAGAUGCAUCUGUCAAGUCGCACUGCAGUCAGGCCGAGAGAAUAUAAUACUACUUUAGGAGUUGCAAAGAAGAAAAUUUGCUGCUUGUUUACAUUAAAAGAAGAGAGUUCAGAUCACUUG